AUGUCCGUCCCGUGGACCCUCACCCUCCUGUCUACCUUGCUGGCGGCUCCCUUGGCUGGAGCCACCAUGAACCCUCCUGCAGUUCUCAGCCUCAGCUCUGAAGUCAUCCAAGAAAGGCUGAUGCAGAAGCUGAGGGACCAUGAAGCUAGCAACGUUCUCCAGCAGCUGCCGCUGCUCAGCGCCAUACAAAAGAAGCCAGCUGGGGUCAUGCCUACAUUUAACAACAUGGUGAACUUUGUCCUGAAGUACAUUGUCUGGAUAAAAGUCACUUCAGCUAAUAUCCUCCAGCUGCAGGUGCAGCCUUCAGUCAACAACCAGGAGUUAGUGGUCAAGAUCCCCCUGGACAUGACAGCCAGCUUCAACACGCCCCUGGUCAAGACCUUAGUGCAGCUACGCAUGGAGUCAGAGGUCCAGAUCACCAUCCGCGUGGAGAACUGGGGCAAGGCCCGCAGCCACCUCGUCCUCAGAGACUGCUUCAACAUGCAAGACAGCCUGCACAUUGGCGUGCUGCAGAAGAUCUCUUUCCUGAUCAGAACCUUAGCAGACAAGGUCAUAAACCUCCUGACGCCAGUGCUGCCCAGAUUGGUCAAUGAACAUCUGUGUCCUGUGAUCAACGAAGCCUUUGAGGACAUGCAGAACGACCUGCUGGGGCUGGUGAAGGCACCCGUUGCGGUCAUGUCUAACCACCUAGAGUUUGACCUUCUGUCUCCUGCCAUCAAGGGUAACAGUGUCCAGCUCAACAUGAAGGCCAAGAUGUUGGACUCUCAAGGAAAGGUGACCAAGCAGUUCAAUGAGUCUGCACCUUCCAUGACAAUGCCUGCUGUGAACAACGCCCGUGUCAGCCUCACUGUGAGGCAAGAUUUGUUGAAUGCUGCGGUAGCUGUCUUAAUUCCUCCAGAAGAAGUCAUGGUCCUGUUCGACUACAUGUUUCCUGAGCUAGCUCUCUGGCUGAAAUCGAGCAUCAAGUUGAUCAACGAAAAGGCUGCAAAUCAGCUGGAGCACACACAGGUCGUGAAGGUCUAUAGUCAUAAGACCCCGGAGCUCAUUCUGAACCAGGGCAGAGCCACAGUGGCCCAACUGAUAAUGCUGGAAGUGUACGCCACCAACCAAAUCCGCCGCCCCUUCUUCACCCUGGGCAUCGAAGCCAGCUCAGACGCUCACUUUUCCAUGGAAGGUGAUCAAGUUAUACUCAAAGUGAAUAAUAUCCGCUGUGAUCGGAUACACCUGUUGAACUCUGGCCUUGGCCUGUUCAACCCUGAGCUUCUGAAAGACAUCACCACCGAGAUCCUCGUCACUGUCCUGCUGCCCCAUGAGAAUGGCAAAUUGAAAGCUGGGGUUCCUGUGUCCAUGGUAAAAGCCUUAGGACUUAAGGAAAUGACUUGCUUCCUGACCAAGGAUGCCCUUGUGGUCACCUCUGUCUCGUCGUAG
This is a messenger RNA of Condylura cristata (star-nosed mole), 1428 nucleotides long. RefSeq names its product BPI fold containing family B, member 1 (gene BPIFB1). Bases 1 to 1428 code for a protein of 475 amino acids. Gene Ontology annotation, molecular function: lipid binding. Lineage: Eukaryota; Metazoa; Chordata; Mammalia; Eulipotyphla; Talpidae. The transcript has 15 exons. The record is from RefSeq and is a predicted model, not a curated record.